AACUCUCCACUUGAUACCCAGAGCCCCGGCCGGGCACCCUCUCAGUCUGUACUGGUUCCUCGUGCCGCUCCCGAGGAUUCCGCGUCCCACCACUCUGGUCCAGCCCCAACAGAUUCAACUCAGCCACCGCCAUGGAUGAUCUUAACCAGGAGCAGAUUACCAUGCUGAAGAAGGCCUUCGAUGCCUUCGAUCGCGAAAAGAAGGGCUGCAUCUCCACCGAGAUGGUCGGCACCAUCCUUGAGAUGUUGGGCAUCCAAGUGACCGCCAAGAUGUUUGAGGAAAUCAUCGCUGAGGUUGACGCUGACGGCUCCGGUGAGCUGGAGUUUGAGGAGUUCUGCAUGUUGUCGUCGCGCUUCCUGAUUGAGGAGGAUGCUGAGGCGAUGCAGCAGGAGCUGAAGGAGGCCUUCCGUCUGUACGACAAGGAGGGCAACGGCUACAUCACCACCGACGUGCUCCGCGAAAUCCUCCGCGAGCUCGACGACAAAGUCACCAGCGAUGACUUGGACAUGAUGAUUGAGGAAAUUGAUUCUGACGGCUCCGGCACCGUGGACUUUGACGAGUUCAUGGAGGUCAUGACCGGUGGAGACGAUUAAACUCAGUCAACAUUAUGCCACUAAAAGCAGCAACAGGAACACCGACAGUGAUGGCUGGACCACCUUUUCGAUUCUUACACAACUUAUAAAGACUCUUGCUGGGCCAGGGGUCAUUCCUUUUUGUUACUAUAAGCCAAGAUGAUGGAAUGCUAAUUUGUUACCGCAAUAAAGUUAAUUUGGUUAUUUUGAA
This is a messenger RNA of Neocloeon triangulifer, 783 nucleotides long. Its product is annotated as troponin C, isoallergen Bla g 6.0201-like. Gene Ontology annotation, molecular function: calcium ion binding; enzyme regulator activity. The transcript has 5 exons. The coding region runs from base 132 to 593 and encodes 153 amino acids. The record is from RefSeq and is a predicted model, not a curated record. Lineage: Eukaryota; Metazoa; Arthropoda; Insecta; Ephemeroptera; Baetidae.